Messenger RNA from Macadamia integrifolia, 1640 nucleotides. RefSeq names its product disease resistance RPP8-like protein 3. Gene Ontology annotation, biological process: defense response to other organism. The transcript has 3 exons. Bases 375 to 1640 code for a protein of 421 amino acids. Lineage: Eukaryota; Viridiplantae; Streptophyta; Magnoliopsida; Proteales; Proteaceae. The record is from RefSeq and is a predicted model, not a curated record. Gene Ontology annotation, molecular function: ADP binding.
AGAUUUGGAAAUGGACAGUCCUAUCCAGCCACGAGAAGUGUAACAAAUCACAAUUGAUUGUGACUCAAAAACCCAUCACGAUCUGAGUUUGUAGUUUUCCAUCUUUCUUUCUGGGCGAGGAAACUUCUGAAUGGUUAGUUGAAAAGGUUUUGUGAAGCUCCGCGUCUAGGGAUUCCAUCACUGCAAGUGGCAUAUGACAAAAGCAAGGUGGAGGUGGAGUCCCAGACCUACAAGGCUACAAGUACAACAAAAGAUUAAGUUCUGAAGAAAGUGAGAGAUAUCAGAAGAUCAUUGCAUGGACGUCUAAGCUGUAAAGUGCAACAAAGCUUUUAUAUACAAGAGAGGGAGAGAGAGAGAGGGGGGCGGGGGGGGGGAUGGCAGAGACUGCGGUCCUUCCUCUAGCACAGAAACUAGGUGCUCUAUCAACCGAUGAAGCAAAGUAUCUCUCACAGUUGAAGCCAGAAGUGGAGUCACUCUACACACAACUCCACAUGAUGAAAGCUUCUUUGAAGGAUGCAGAUGCAAUACUGUACAAAAGCGAGCGGGCUAAAGAGUGGGUGAAACAACUCAGAGAGUUGGCCUUCCAGGCAGAAGAUGCCAUCGACAUGUUUGUAUACAAAGUGGCAGCACAGAAUCAGCCGGAUAACAUUGUUCAGAAAAUCAUCAAGUUCCUAAAACUUCUUAUUGAUUCUCAUCAGCUAAGAGUAAACAUUGAAGAUAUCAAAGGAAAGCUCAAAAGGCUUUUCGAUGAAAGAACAAGUUUUGAUAUUAUGCCACCCCCUUUAGGGGUGUUUGAUAUUAAGCCACCCCCUUUUGUGGUAUCUACUCAAGCACAUCAACCUGAGCCUAUCGGUAUCGUCGGCUUUGAUACCGAAGCAGAGGAGGUUGCGAAGUUGCUGAUGGAAAAAGAGCCGCUUAAACCUUUCGGUGUUGUCUCAAUUACCGGCAUGGGUGGAUUAGGAAAAUCUACCCUUGCUAGAAAAGUCUUCAAUAGAGAUGAUGUGAAAAGGCACUUUGAUUGUCAAGCCUAUGUUACCAUAUCAAAAAAUUAUAGUACAUGUGGUGUUCUAUGUAAAAUCAUAAAACAAGUCAUACCGGGGCUCACAGGAGAAGAGAAAAGGGCAUUGGCAUUAGAGAAGGGUGAAAUUUUGGAGGAAAAGCUUUCUGAGUGUCUUAAGAAGAAGAAGAAUUAUCUCCUUGUAUUGGAUGAUGUUUGGAAGAAAGAAGAUUGGGAUAAUCUGGCACGCACCUUCCACGUUCCAUGUGACGGCCAACAGUACAGAGUGUUAUUGAUAACUCGUGAAGAAGACGUAGCCCGGCAUGCUGACCUGAAUGCUUAUCCGUACAAGAUAAAAGUAAUGGAUGAAAAGAAUAGUUUAAGACUUUUCUGGAAGGUGUUCUGCCGAUCCCAAAAUGACAAAUACAUUGAAGCAUGUCUCAACCAUCUCAAUAAGGAAAUGGAAUAUCUGGCAAUGGAUUUUGUUAAGAAGUGUGAUGGAUUACCGCUUGCUAUUGUUGUAUUGGCAAGCCUUUUAUCCGAAAAAGAGCCAAGAAACUAUAAUGAAUGGAAGAAAGUGUUGGACCGUGUGAACUGGCAUCAAGGCACAAGCAACUAUGGAGAGUGCGCUAUGGUCAUAUAA